Molecule: messenger RNA, 1546 nt
Organism: Xiphophorus hellerii (green swordtail)
Lineage: Eukaryota; Metazoa; Chordata; Actinopteri; Cyprinodontiformes; Poeciliidae
Gene: hwa
Product: huluwa
Exons: 3
Coding region: 215-1171 (318 amino acids)
Source: RefSeq, a predicted model, not a curated record
CUCACUUUUGCGAUAUUUAUAUCAGUAACAUUUUUAUCCACGGUGAUGGAGAAGAAUGUGACGAAAAGGAGAAUUUACGUGAUUUUCCAAGAUCAAACUUAAAGUAAUUCCCACUGAUUGGAAUAUUAAAGCACCUGUGUGAAGAGAGACUAGGCUAAGGGCUCACGGAGAUUUGCGUUCAAAGAAAUUCACCCGCAAUGCGCUUGGAAAUGAAAUGUCGCAAACACGUCAGACCACCCCACACAAUCUGACUGAAGGCUACCCUGUGGCAAACCUGACCUUAGUUGUCCUCCUGCUCAUCCCCUUUGUGGUCAUUCUCCUUCUGCUGAACUGUCUCUUCCUGGGCUACAAGGUCCUGGUUCUGUCAAAGAAGACCAGCAGACCGAGGCGGGAGGACACCGAGGAGAUGCUCCUGCGAUCCGCCCUGCCGAGACUCAGAAUAUCCGACGUGGCCUUUUCCUCUCUGCGGGACGGGAGGACAGCCUACAUGUCCCUGUCGGAGCCCGUCCUGUCCCACCCGGUCACUUCUUCAAGGGCGUCGUCCAGAGACGGAGCCGGGUCGACUAACAGGAUCCGGCUGCUGAGGCCCGACGGUGCGACUGGCUCCGGGUCUCUGAGGGCGCCGAGCACCAUCCGGGCCGCGUCCUCCGCGCAGGGCUUCCCUCCGAGGCUCCACAUGCCUUCCAGCUCACCAUCUUACAGCAACAGUAAGCCAGGCUGGUGUCGGAGUGCUCCGGUUUUACUGCAGUCCAGCGAUUCAGAGGCUAACUCCAGAGUACACCUGGUUCCACCAAAUUCUCCAAUGGAGGAAGCGGAGCAUGUGGAUCACAUUCGUCGGAGCAGUACUUACGAGAAGCUAACGGAAGCGAAUGCAGCCGCUCCUGUGCAUCCGUACGACAAGCUGUUCAUGGAGUGUGAGCACAUGAACCCAACCUCAGAGACAUCCAGUCAGAACUCAUCUGCUGUGGGUCCUGGGCUGGACAGUGACUUCGGAGCAAGUGCAGGUGUCUCCCUUCGCAUUUUGUCUGCAGAUAGCGACGGCCUGUCCAACGGACUGCUGUCUUCGGCUCUGGAGUGGGAUUAUUACGAUCCCUGUUAUGUCAGACAGAAUAAUAUACCCAAACAUAAUCACCACAGGCCUGUGAUCCACACAAAACAGUACUGGGUAUAGUUAACAAUUUUCUUAAUGUAGAUUUUAAAUGUUUGUUCCAAAUAGCAUACCGGUGUGCGUGUUUUAAUAUGAGUUUUUGUCUUAAAAGUAAUCACUUAAUUUAUGCACUGUUAAGUAUAUUUUGUUGUAGAAUGCACUGUCCCACUGUUCAUAAUGUUACAUUAACACUGAACUGUCACUUCAGUUACUGUUAAAUGUUUAAUCAGCGUCCUUCACUCAACAUUCAUAGAGGUUGUCACUAUUUUUGUUUUCAGUAUUUAUGGUUGAUUUGGCUUUAGGCUUCACUAUUUCCUCACCUUCAUCAAGUUUGUUUCACUGCGUAAGUGGUUGUUAUUCACCCAAUUAAUGAAGGCUUAAGAAUUUAAUAAAGAGUUA